Molecule: messenger RNA, 2659 nt
Organism: Micropterus salmoides (largemouth bass)
Lineage: Eukaryota; Metazoa; Chordata; Actinopteri; Centrarchiformes; Centrarchidae
Gene: znf488
Product: PR domain containing 8
Exons: 4
Coding region: 436-2262 (608 amino acids)
Biological process (GO): regulation of DNA-templated transcription
Cellular component (GO): nucleus
Molecular function (GO): protein binding
Source: RefSeq, a predicted model, not a curated record
CAGUCUACGAUACCCACAUAGCGUGUAAACUAUCUGAAUAUCUAUUGCGCACAAUUAGUGGAGUGACAAUUUUGGAGUGAAAACAGACAAUAAGGUGUCUGUCUGCAUUAUACAUCACAUUAUAUUUCAGGCUGGCAAAGGCUUGUGCUAGGUCUGCCGCAGGUUGUGGUCCUCUGAGCUUGUGGUUUUAUAUCUAUAAUUUGUCUGAAAUUGUAUAAUUUAUAACCACUAAAGACUCGAAACAUUAUAUUUAAAAUGUUUCACUCUCCCUAAAAGGUAAAAAUGUUGUUGAUGUGCUGUUGUUCAUAUGUGGUGCACAGUAGGCCUGUAUGUCCACAUGAGUCAGCUCCAUGCAUGUAUUGGAUGAAUACUCCAUUACCUAUGUGCAUUAUUGGCACUAUCUUUCCUGUCUAGCGCCCAAAAACUCUCUUCUUCAUGGAAUUGACUGGCAGACAAGGGAGAAUUUGCCAUAGGACACAAUUCAAGUCGUGUGUGUGCGUGAGCGCGCACGUGUUUACAUCAAUGCGCCACGCUUCAGUGCGCUCUCUGAAGGGGAUAAGUGGGAGUGGGAGCUCAGAGGGUCGACAGUACGGAGGAAGAUUCAGUCGGAUAAGUAACUCCUCACCAAGAAACGAGAGGGCAUCGUUACCGAGGUCCACUGCACCUGCCGCAAGUCGCUGCCACACGGCACAAACAUCCUCCUCAAUGUCCCGCGGUUUAACGAUGGAUCACACUUUCCUGCCUCGGUCCAUCUGGACUGACGAGAGUAAAUUCCUCCAGCAUCCAGCGGAUCUCUACACCAGUGUGGUCGUUACGCGCAGCAUCCCUUCAGGCACAUGCUUUGGUCCAUGUGUGCUCCAAAACACUUUCUAUGACACUAUCGCCUUCAUAGCGCAGAAAUCCUGCGACAAGAGAGCUAAAUCCUAUGUGUUCAGGGUGGACCCCGAGGCCAUGCGCAAUUCCGCGCUGGUGCUGUCCUGGCUGCGGCUGGUACAGGCUGCGCGCAAUGGAGAGGAGCAAAACACAGAGGCCUUCCUGAAAGCAGGUCAGCUGUAUGUGCGGACCACACGGGACAUCCAGCAGGAGGAAGAGCUGCUGGUGUGGUACGACCAGGAGCUUUCUCACCUACUGGGCUUCACGGACAUGAUCAGAGGAUCGAGUGAAGAAUUCAAAUGUGGAAGAUGUAACCAGGUUUUCAAGAAUGAGAAUCCUUUCCUGGCUCACUGCCGAUUCCUGUGUACGCAAGUAAAGAGGGACACCUGGAGCCGCGAGGUUUACGAGCACAAGCAUGUGGAAACUAAAAGGCAACAUCGGGUGACAGAUUUCCACAAUAUCGCCAGAGAUUUGGAACACAAAAAAUCUGACAACAACGAGGACGCAGAGGUUUCCCCCAAGAGAAGGAAAUACGAGGAAACUCUUUAUCCCAAAGGACGGAAAACGGUUCUGUUAGAAAAAACGAAUAUUUCUAAUGAUGACAAUAUUACACAGCUGAGUAAGGGCUACGACCAGGGCGCAGGAGAUGCAUCUUCCUCUGCGGGAAAACUGAAAGCUGAUAAUAAGAUCAAACCGGAUCAUUUGGGAUGUAAGAGUGAUGCUUUUGCUGACGCGGGGCAUGCCAAAGGGACUUUUACGCGCGGCACGGAGACAGACUCACGGUCGGAGACAGGUGAGAGCUCUGGUGUGCACUCAAGCAGCAGCAGUGCAUUUUCUCUGGUCCUGUCCAACAGUCGGGGCGAGCAGAAAAGCGCUUUCUGUAAACCGAGUAAAAGAACUUCUUCUAUUGACCCCCAGGCGCAUCUCAGCAGCGCGCCAACAGCCCCCUCAAGCCGCCUAGAGGAGGUGACUGAUGCCUUUACCUCCAGGACUGUUAUGGGAUACAACAAUUUGAUGGCAUCCAACAUCCUGAGCGGUGACUUACAGACAUUUUCCUCCCCGGUUGCAUUAAACAAUGCUUUCCAUUACGCACCGGAGCACUGGUCACGAAACAUUGGUGUUCAGCUGCAGACCACAUCUUCUCUCACGAUCCUUCCGCCUACUUUAACCUCAUUCGGCGUGUCGGUGCAGAACUGGUGCGCCAAAUGCAACCUGUCCUUCCGCAUGACCUCCGACCUCGUUUUCCACAUGCGCUCUCAUCACAAGAAGGAGUUCGCGGCGGAGUCCCAGGUGAGGAGGAGAAGGGAGGAGAAACUCACCUGCCCGAUCUGUCACGAAUACUUCCGAGAGCGGCACCACCUGUCAAGACACAUGACCUCUCAUAACUAAGAGAAGAAGGGACAAAAAAAACCCCACGUUAUUUAUUUCCUAAAUGAUGCUCGUAUUUAACAGGUUAAACUCCAGAUUCACGGCGAGACAGUGAAUGUAGGUAGUUAGCUGAAAAUAGAAACACAUGGCCAUCACAACCUGUCCACUAGAUGACGAUAGAGGUACGUGUAAGCUGUUCUCACUGCAGUUUGUUGUUUGUCCUUUAGCCUUGUGUGUUAGGUUGAUGAUUAUUUUGUGCCUUAUGGAACUCAGGAGGGAAGGUCAGCUCGUGAUUGUCAUAAAUUCGACGCAAUCCUCUUAUUUUUCAGCUUUUCUCUGCUCUUAUUUGUACAAGAGAUAUGGAAUGAGUGUUUUUGCACAUUCGUUUUGAAAUCUAAAAUUAUGAAAAUUAAACAGA